GCCCCCCCUGGUCCCUACCCUAGGAGGGAUGCGAGGGGCGCACGGCGCUCCUGGCCCGAGCCCUUUGUUAUGCUAAUCCGGGCUGACAUCACGCCGCAUAUCAAAGCCGCGGGGACCGCAUAUAAGGAGGCUCCGCGGGCGAAGAGGCAGAGGAACCCCGGCCUCCGCUCUGCCCUGGCCUCUGCAGCGCCCGAGCAAACCCCAGUGCGGAGGUAAGGAGGGGGACGGAUGGGGGACGGGCGGCGAGCCGCUGCCGGGACCCCCGGUUGUGCAUCUCCAAGGAGGGGCAAGACCCGCACCGAAGGAAAUACACUGCACAGAAAAUUUGGAAGACUCCUUUUUUUCCCUUGGAGAAACUGAUUUCCUUCUGAAAGUGGGGGACAGUGGGGGAAAAUGAAGCCGAGCCCGCAGUUUUUGUUAGCUGGUUUUCUGUCUUUGAUUCUGCAGACGGGGAUUUGCUCUGGGAUAAAAUGGAUAGCUCUGUCCAAGACUCCUUCGGCUUUGGCCCUGAAUCAAACCCAGCACUGCAAGCAGCUCGAAGGCCUGGUGGUUUCCCAGGUGCAGCUGUGCCGCAGCAACCUGGAGCUGAUGCAGACCAUCAUCCAGGCGGCCCGGGAAGUGAUAAAGACCUGUCGUAAAACUUUCUCAGACAUGCGGUGGAACUGCUCAUCCAUUGAGCUGGCUCCGAACUACCUGCUGGACUUAGAGAGAGGCACAAGGGAGUCAGCCUUUGUGUAUGCCCUUUCCGCUGCUGCCAUCAGUCACACCAUUGCCAGAGCCUGCACCACCGGGGACCUCCCUGGCUGUUCCUGUGGUCCCAUCCCAGGUGAGACACCUGGACCUGGGUAUCGAUGGGGAGGAUGUGCAGACAACCUCAACUAUGGUCUUAUCAUGGGGUCCAAAUUUUCAGAUGCUCCCAUGAAGAUGAAAAAAUCAGGAUCACAAGCCAAUAAACUGAUGCAUCUGCACAACAGUGAAGUAGGGAGACAGGUCUUAAAAGCCUCUCUUGAAAUGAAAUGUAAGUGCCAUGGAGUUUCUGGGUCAUGCUCUAUCAAGACCUGUUGGAAAGGCCUUCAAGAGCUGCGAGACAUUGCAUUGGACCUCAAAAACAAGUAUUUAUCGGCCACCAAGGUCGUUCACCGGCCCAUGGGCACCCGCAAAUACCUCGUGCCAAAGGAUAUUGAUAUCAGGCCGGUUAAAGAGACAGAGCUGAUUUACCUACAGAGCUCGCCUGAUUUCUGCAUGAAGAACGAGAAAGUGGGGUCACAUGGGACCCAGGACAGGCAAUGCAACAAGACCUCCAACGGGAGCGACAGCUGUGACCUGAUGUGCUGCGGCAGAGGCUACAACCCCUACAUGGACAAAGUGGUGGAGCGGUGCCACUGCAAAUACCACUGGUGCUGCUACGUGACCUGUAAAAAGUGCGAGAGGACUGUCGAGAGAUACGUGUGCAAGUGAAAGCCCCUCGCUCCGCCCGGGAGCUGAGACGCCAGCGGCACCCCAGCACUAUUCAGAGAAGAGAAAACAUUUCCCCGACUAGACGUCGUUCAUCUUGUAAAGACACAGACUUGAAGACACAUGGUAGGAGGACAAAAAAAGCAAUCAUGCCACGUAAAAAUGAGACCUUUAAAAAAAUGUAAAAAACGGAAGGCUUUCCCCCACCAAUAAAAUGCUCUCUGAGAAGACAAAAACUCAUUUGGGAUGGUAUCUUCUUCCAAAAUAUUUCCUAUGGUUGCCAAUAAUGUCCAGCCAUCAAGUGCCUUAAUAUUUUGAGAAGCAAAAUUAGAAACUUUCCCUUGGGGAAGAAAAGCAACACCUGCCUGAAAAUAACCAAGACUCACGCCUGCUUAUGCCUUCUCACACAGGUACCGAGUCUGCAUUAGGACCAUCCCAGAAGCAAAAACGCUACAACUGUUCAGCAAUAACUGCAUUUGUUGCCAAAGACUAAAUUUUUAGCAUGGAAGCAUCCACUCAGGAUGGUAAAGGUGGAAAGAUUUCAGGUCCAUCCCCUGAAAUGACUAACCCGUUUUAACCUUUCUUUUAAGCAGGUCUGUGACUUCCCAGUUACUGCUACAGGAAAAUCUGUCCCUGAGUUGUCUGGGCUGGAUGGGGCUUCACACUCAGCCAAGGAAAAUAAAAACAACUAUGGGAUGCCAGAGACAGUGAGAAUAGGGCACGCUGAGAAGGGUUUAAUGGGGUCCUUGGGUUGUAGUGGAGCCAUUAGGUUAAAAUACAAAAGUGAAGUGAAAAAUCCAGUGGAAAAAAAAAAUAAGAAAAAAGCUCCUGCUCUCUUUCUGUCUUGACCUGUGGCAACUCAUACUUUUUCUGCCACACUGGGCCAUCCAGUCCUUAGGGAAAGGUGCCACUGCCUCUCUCCCCCUGGCAAAACUAUUGACCCAGCCCCAAAAAUAUGCAGAGAGCACAGCAGGUCCAGUCCUGGCAUGCAGACGUGCAGGGUAGCAGCUAUUCCCUGCAGAAAGGAGUGGGAACACAUCAGUCCUUCUGCCCUGGCGCAGAGAAAACCACUAUCGGUGGCUGUACAUAUUUUCUUUUGUACGCGGACAUACAGAAAUAUUUAUAAGAUAUAUCUUGCGCUUUCCUCUACUCUUCUUCCUACGUAAAUAUAUCUAUAUACUAUAAACAAGCCUUAACAAUAGUAUGAAAUAAAUGCUGAAGUUACUGGUGCAACAGCAGAAUGUUAGCUUAUUAUGUUUCACCCAAGGACAUUGUUUCCUACUUGGAAAGCAAACCCCGGUCUCCUUCCCAAGGACAGGAGAAGAGCAUGGCUUGAGGCUCUCGCUGGCGUGCGAUCGAUAAGUUCCUGUAUUCCCUGUUUCCCCAGCCUCUUUAUUUUGAGCAGAAUUAGCCAAGAUACAGUCAAGAUAAUGAAACGGAGCACUCGGAGGAAGGAAGAGUCACCGUUCUUGUUUUUUUUGUUGUUGUUCAUCAGUUAAAUAUCCCAGUGCCCCCAGGGAGUGCAUUCACAAACGUGACUGAUGCUUCUCAUGGGUGGCUUGUUUCUCACUCCAGAGUGCAGAGAGAUGCUGUGCAGUGGAGAUUUUAGCUCAAGUUAAAUUGCUUUGUCUCUCUUUGUUUUUUUUGCUAUGGGCAUUCACCUCUGUGUCUCUGUUAGGGAAAGGGACGCUGGAGGGGGAUGUCUGCUCCAGGAGAAGGCUGCAGAGGCUGUGAGGUCCUUCAAAACAUUUCUGGGGAGCCUGCUCUGCAAAGUCAUGUAAGCAGCCAGCAAAUCACUCCUACACAAACGUGGGGACAGUGGCACUUCCCUAGGGGGAAACACGGCCAUUGUCUUCCCCUGAAUCCUUUUCUUCCCAACCAGCCACUCUCUAGGAGCCAACUGCUUCUGACUUGCUUCUGAGCAGCCCUUGGGAGCUAGAAGAAAAUAGCAUGGUGGGCUGUAGAGCAAAAUUAGAGAUGUUUCAUUCUCUAGCAUUGUGUGCUAUAGCAAAAUUUUUUGAUAUUUUGUUCUCCUCAGCUACUUUGCUUUGCUGUAAUGGGUUUGGUCUCCUCCCUGCCUUUCCCUCCCCCAGCCCCGGGGAGGCAAAAAGAGGGCUUUGGUACUUUGUCAGUGGUUUGUGUUAUUGUCACCCCAUAAAAGCUGGUGGACUAAAAUGUCUCCGCAGCACGGUGUGAUGAGCGGUUGGGUGUCUUUAGGCUGACAUGCAGACAGGUCGGUGGCACGAGUCCCACUGCUCUCCAAAGCCAGAAUUUGGCUUUGUUUGAUAUUGUAAAGACAAAGUCAGAUUUCAUUCUUUUAAGGAAUUUUCUUUUUAAUUCCAGUUUCUGACGAAGCCAAGGGAUGUUCUGACUGAAGGAAAACUUGAGCAUUUCAAUUCUGUUCUGUAAUGACUUUUUCUUGCUCCCUUGCUGAUGUCUUGAGUCUUUGGGCUUGGCGCAAAAAUAGCGAGAUGGAAGAAAUGCUCCGUAUGCACAUUGUUUUCAGCUACAUUUCACUCCUCCAAUGUCAGGCCCUUGUUCCUCAGCUGCUUUUCCCAUGUCAGAAAAAAUCUUAUCUUUGCAGAAUGAGAGAAGAUGUGAGUAAGCCUACCAGGCAUCUGCAGGUCCUCAGACCCCAAGGUGGGAAGUGACCUUUAGAUGUUGAACUGAAAUGGCUGCAGUGCUUGGAGGAUUGUGGUUCAGUGCACCCAGGCUCAAAAUCUCUUCUUGCUCCUCCCAAAAUCCUUCACAACUGGCUUCAUCUGUGUUUUGCUUCUUUGAGUCAUUGAGGCCCCAGCUCAUGUCCUAGGCUGUUGAUCUAUGAAUCAAUGCUGCUACACUCCUUUUGCUGUAACUCCCAAGUUUCAGAAACCUUUUUCUUCUCUGCAGUGGCUGCACCCUGACCAGCACCCCUCGUUGCACAGCCCUGUUUCAUCCAGCAAAUUAGGGUCAUCGAGUUCCUGGUGUUCUGGGUGCUUUUCUCCUGGCAUCAGCAGCAAAGUGCAGAGAGAAGUUUGCUUAGAGAAGCUCUGGGUGCCCCAUCCCUGGCAGUGCCCAAGGCCAGGCUAGAUGGGGCUUUGAGCAACCUAGUAGUGGGAGGUGUCCCUGCCCAUGGCAGGGGGUUGGAGUUAGGUGAUUUUUGAGGUCCCCUCCAACCCAAACCAUUCUGUGAUUCUAUGAAAGAGGCCAGAAGAGAGAAGUGCUCUUGCUUGCAAUUGCAAUGCUCAGUGCAAUGAGAGUCCGAAAUGCAGCUGCCAAUUAAUUCUCUGUGCAAGUAUGGCCUGAAAGAAUGUUUGCCACAAACCAAUUUUGCAGGUUUUUGCAAGGAAGAUCUAUCCCUAACAGCAGAGCAACACAUUCACAUAUCAACCCCAUGGUAGCCAGCUUUCAAAACUUUGCUCUGAAACACAAAUGUCUUUCAGCUUCUGAAUGAAAUGGCUUUAAUUAACGUGAAUGUCUCUGUAGGGUGAUGCUACAGUUCCCUCUCUCCUAACAUGCCCUGCUAGAUCCUAACAGCUGGCAUAAUUUGGCUUAGCUCCACAUCCUACUAUACAGCUCUGUUGAUUUACAUUAGCUGGGAAAAUACAGCUGAUAUAUUCCUAUAAAUAUUAUUAUUUCAAAAUAUUGCAAUAUUACCCUUGAGGGAAAAAGACGAGCAAUCUUGAAAAGUAUUAUGUCGGUGGCUUUGUAGCAUUUAUUCAUUUGAAAAAAAUAUCUGUGGUUUAAUAAAACAGCUUGUACUUAAUGCUAUUUCCAAAUCUGAGGAUUUAAACCUUGCACGCAUCCAGCUGGCUUUAUACUUUUUGAUGAAUUCCCCCCAUCCUCACCCCCUUCCAGCUUUAUAUCAUUUAGGUUGCUCCCCAAGGUAGGCAAACAACAUUCAUUAUAGAAAACUCCCAUCCAAUUUUUUUUUUUUUUUUUUAAUCUGCAAAGUGGAAAGCAUCUUGAUCAUGCUCAAGCAGGCACCCCACAAGUGUUUCAUGUGCAGCUACAAAAGCUCUUGGUGAGGGCAGCAGGAGGGGAAAGGAGGCACAAAUCUGAAUGCAAUUAAUGGUGCCUUUGUCAGGAGAAAGAUAUUGGAGUCCUCGAGGGACCAUGCCUGUUUUCUGCUAGAAAACAGAUUCCUGCAGACAGCAUCCUCCCAGUGAGCCACGCAUGCGGUGCCCACCUCAGGUACCAGCCUGGGGAAGAUGCUGGGAGGAUGCUCUGGAGGUACAAGGGGAUGAGGGCAGCAGGAGGAAGGCUCAACCCUGGGCUUUUCCUUCUCCCGCACCAUCCGUUUGCAAACAGAUUUCUGAUGGGAUCACUCCAGGCAUCAGACAGAAUCCAAGCAGGAAGCAGUGAAACCAUCCUGCAUUGUCUGGAGUAAUUUUUUAUCCCAAACCAAAGUCCUAGCCAGUCCUUCUCCUUACUAUGCAAUCUACAACCUCGUCCUUGACACCCUCAUCCCACCACGAAGGAUUUGCCUUCCCUGUGGGGAAACACCAUCAUUUUGCCACCAAGAGCAGACUGGACCCAGACUUUGCCCUCUUCACGUGGGAGAUGGAGCAGAAAACAAGAUUUGGGAGAGGGGGGAAAGAACAGGAAACUUGAAAUCCACCUGAGAUUAAUGACUUUAACAUGCACAACAUGUUUUGUUUUGCUUUGUUUUCCCCUCAGGAGCAGUUUCAUCAGUCAGAUGGAGUUUGAUUAAAUAUUUCAGCAGAGCUAUGGUUUAUUCAUCUAGAACAAAAGUUAUCCCCUGUUCAGGGGCGCAGCAUUAGCUUUGUUUUCUAAUUAUAAGAGCAACAAUAAUAAUAAAAAAUAAUAACAAUGGUAUGCAUUGUGGAUUGUUAUUUUUUGUUUGUUUGUUUUUGUUAAAAGUAAAAAUGUGUUUUUGUCUGCCUUGUAAAUAUGAAAUGAGUUAUUUUAAAGAUCA
Messenger RNA from Cygnus olor (mute swan), 6373 nucleotides. It is a transcript of the gene WNT11, whose product is annotated as Wnt family member 11. Gene Ontology annotation, cellular component: extracellular region. The record is from RefSeq and is a predicted model, not a curated record. The coding region runs from base 394 to 1458 and encodes 354 amino acids. Gene Ontology annotation, biological process: canonical Wnt signaling pathway; cell fate commitment; neuron differentiation. NCBI's taxonomy places the organism in Eukaryota, Metazoa, Chordata, Aves, Anseriformes, Anatidae. The transcript is spliced from 6 exons. Gene Ontology annotation, molecular function: frizzled binding; cytokine activity.